UGCAGCCAGGCGGCCAUUUUGUGGCGCUGCUCGGUCGCUGGCGCUGGGCUCAGCGCGGGGAGCGGGGCCUGAGUGGCGAGUUAGUUUCUUUCUAACCCCUUUUUCCCGUACAGGCCCCUCGUCUAAAAGUUGGUUUUAAUUGGUUGCCCACAGGAUUGACUUGGCUUCUGCUACUUGUUAAGGAAAAAAAAACGCAUCUCCUUGCAGGUGUGUGUGUUUCAGCGCAGCAUGGCUGUGGUCAUCCGCUUACAAGGUCUCCCAAUUGUGGCGGGGACUAUGGACAUUCGCCACUUCUUCUCUGGAUUGACCAUUCCUGAUGGGGGCGUGCAUAUUGUAGGGGGUGAGCUGGGUGAGGCUUUCAUCGUCUUUGCCACUGAUGAAGAUGCAAGGCUUGGUAUGAUGCGCACAGGUGGUACCAUUAAAGGGUCCAAAGUAACACUGUUGCUAAGCAGUAAAACUGAAAUGCAAAAUAUGAUUGAACUCAGUCGCAGGCGUUUUGAAACUGCAAAUCUAGAUAUGCCACCAGCAAAUGCGAGCAGAUCUGGGCCACCACCUAGUUCUGGAAUAAGUAGCAGGGUGACUCUUCCUACCACAGUUCCUAACUUUAACAACCCCUCUCCUAGUGUAGUUACUGCAGCUACUUCGGUUCAUGAAAGCAACAAAAAUAUACCAACGUUCUCCACUGCCAGUAUGGGAACUGCACCUCCCAACUUGGGUGCUACCUUUGGAAGCCCUACAUUUAGCUCUACUAUACCUAGUACAGCAUCCCCAAUGAACACUGUACCACCUCCACCAAUACCUCCUAUCCCAGCUCUCCCAUCAUUGCCCCCAAUGCCUGCUAUUCCUCCCAUACCUGUCCCACCUCCUGUACCGACAUUGCCUCCUGUUCCUCCCGUUCCCCCAAUUCCUCCUGUGCCUCCUGUACCACCUAUGACUCCUCUGCCUCCUUUAUCUGGAAUGCCUCCUAUGAAUCCCCCACCCGUAGCACCUCUACCUGCUGGAAUGAAUGGGUCUGGAGCAGCAAUGAAUCUGAGCAGUAACUUGAACCCAAUGUUCAUGAGUCCCAUAAAUGCUAUUCAGAUAAGUUCUCAAAGUAGUGUGAAAUCACUUUCUAUCAAUCCAGAUGAUUUGUAUGUCAGUGUCCAUGGAAUGCCAUUUUCAGCAACAGAAGCUGAUGUCAAGGACUUCUUCCAUGGUCUCCGUGUAGAUGCAGUGCACAUCCUGAAAGAUCAUGUAGGAAGAAAUAAUGGAAAUGGAUUAGUUAAGUUCUGUUCUCCUCAAGAUACAUUUGAAGCCUUGAAACGGAACAGGAUGCUGAUGAUUCAGCGCUAUGUUGAAGUUAGUCCUGCAACAGAAAGACAGUGGGUGUCUGCAGGAGGCCAUAUAACAUUCAAGCAAACCAUGGGUCCUUCUGGACAAAACCAUCCUUCUCCUCAGACUCUCUCUAUGACCAAAUCUCCUAAUGGUCAGAAAAGAUCAAGAUCAAGAUCUCCACAUGAUCAGGGCUUUUGUGUUUAUUUAAAAGGUCUUCCCUUUGAAUCUGAGAACAAACAUGUAAUAGACUUCUUUAAAAAGCUAGAUAUUGUGGAAGACAGUAUUUACAUAGCUUAUGGACCCAAUGGGAAAGCACUUGGUGAAGGUUUUGUUGAGUUCAGAAACGAAACUGACUACAAAGCUGCUCUAUGUCAUCAUAAGCAGUACAUAGGAAAUCGCUUUAUUCAAGUUCAUCCCAUAACUAAAAAAGCUAUGUUAGAAAAAAUAGAAAUGAUUCGGAAAAGACUGCAGAAUUUCAACUAUGACCAGCGAGAUAUCAUGAUGAAUACGGAAGGGGAGACAGGCCCUUCUAAGCUAUGUGCACAUAUAUCUAACAUCCCCUACAAUAUUACCAAAAUGGAAAUUCUUCAGUUUCUAGAGGGGCUGACAGUAGAAGAGAACUCUAUACAGAUUCUUGUUGAUACUAAUGGGCAAGGCUUAGGACAAGCACUGGUCCAGUUCAAAACUGAAGAAGAUGCUCGUAAGUCAGAGCGCUUACAUCGAAAGAAACUGAAUGGGAGAGAUGUUGUGCUAAGAGUGAUUUCCCUUGAAGAAAUGAGAGAAAUUGAGAGAAAUCCUCCCUCCCAAGGGAAAAAAAUGUUGAAAAUGCCAUUGCAAGGGAAUACAGCAAUGCCAGUAGUGCAGAAUGCUGGUGGGGAUGAGCAUUCUUUCAUAAGUAGUAGUUCAAAAGAUGGAAGUAGUGGUCCUCCUUUUCAUUUUCCUGGUAAUUUCAGUGGGUCUAAUGCAUUUGGUCCUCCUCUUCCACCUCCAGGAAUAGGGGGAGGUGGCUUUGGUGAUUCCAGGCCAGGAAUGCCUUCUAUUGGAAAUAGUGGUUUGCCUGGCCUGCCUGGUUCAGGAAUUGAUGUCCCAGGUUUUGGAGGUGGGCCUAGUAAUUUAACUGGGCCAUCAGGUUUUGGAGGGGGCCCUCAGAAUUUUGGAAAUGGCCCUGGUAAUUUAACUGGUCCUCCUAGCUUUGGUAGUGGCCCUCCAGGUCUUGGUGGUGGGCUCGGACACUUAAGUGGACCUCCAGGGUUUGGACCUGGACCUGGAAAUUUACAUAUUACUGGGCCACCUGGGUUUGGAGCUGGCUCUGGAAAGCCAGGGCCAACUGUCAUUAAAGUUCAGAAUAUGCCCUUUACUGUAUCAGUGGAUGAAAUUUUGGAUUUCUUCUAUGGUUACCAAGUAAUCCCAGGUUCAGUGUGCUUAAAAUACAAUGAGAAAGGCAUGCCCACUGGCGAAGCAAUGGUUGCAUUUGAGUCUCGUGAUGAAGCAAUGGCAGCUGUUGUUGAUCUGAAUGACAGACCAAUAGGCUCAAGAAAAGUCAAACUUAUGGCUCACUGCGUGACCAAGGUGGAACUGUCCAUAUCCUGUGACAAUCUGAUUGAUAAAGAUGUUGGCUCAAAAUCUGAUCCUCUGUGUGUCUUGCUCCAAAAUGUUGGUGGAGACCAAUGGACUGAAUUGGAUCGAACUGAAAAAAUAAAGAAUUGCCAGAACCCUCAAUUUUCGAAGAAGCUGCUGAUAGAUUAUUAUUUUGAGAAAGUUCAGAAAGUGAAAUUCGGUAUAUAUGACAUCGAUAACAAAUCAUACGAUUUAAGUGAUGAUGACUAUCUUGGAGGAGCUGAGUGCACCUUGGGACAGAUUGUGUCAAGUAAAACACUCAUUCAGCCUUUAAUGCUGAAGAAAGGAAAACCUGCAGGAAAAGGCACUGUUACGAUUUCUGCAGAAGAGAUUAAAGACACCAGAAUUGUAUCCCUAGAUGUUGAAGCUCGGAAUUUAGAUAAAAAGGAUUUUCUGGGCAAAUCUGAUCCAUUUUUGGAGUUUUACAAACAAAGUGAUAGUGGAAAAUGGCAGCUUGUCUACAGAUCAGAGGUAAUUAAAAACAAUUUAAAUCCUUGCUGGAGAAAAUUCAGUGUUCCUCUGCAAACAUUCUGUGGUGGUGAUUUCAACAAACCCAUUAAGGUGCACUGUUAUGAUUAUGAUAGUGAUGGGUCACAUGAUUUGAUAGGCAGUUUUGAAACUAACCUCUCCCAGCUACAGAAGGCAGGUGGCAGCUCUCCGGUGGAAUUUGAGUGUAUUCACCCUGAGAAGAAGAGAAAGAAGAAGAGCUACAAAAACUCUGGCAUUGUUAGAGUAAAGUCUUGCAAGAUUGAAACAGAAUAUUCUUUUCUGGAUUACAUCAUGGGAGGCUGCCAAAUUAACUUCACUGUGGGAAUAGAUUUCACUGGUUCCAAUGGUGAUCCAAAGUCUCCAGAUUCUCUUCACUAUAUAAGUCCAAAUGGGAUAAAUGAAUAUCUCACUGCAAUCUGGAGUGUGGGGAAUGUGGUCCAGGAUUACGACACUGAUAAACUCUUUCCUGCCUUUGGAUUUGGAGCUCAAGUUCCUCCAGAUUGGCAGGUGUCGCAUGAAUUUGCAUUGAACUUUAACUCUACAAAUCCCUAUUGUCAAGGAAUCCAAGGCGUUGUGGACGCCUAUCGCCAGGCAUUGCCUCAGAUUCGUCUCUAUGGUCCAACAAACUUCUCCCCAAUUAUAAAUCAUGUUGCUAGGUUUGCUGCUCACUCAGCACAGCAAGGGACUGCUUCUCAAUACUACGUUUUGCUGAUCAUUACAGAUGGGGAGAUCACUGAUUUGGACCAAACCAGGCAAGCCAUUGUCAGUGCCUCCAAGCUGCCCAUGUCUAUUAUUAUCAUUGGAGUUGGCAGUGCUGAGUUCAAAGCCAUGGAAUUCCUGGAUGGAGAUGAUGGUGUCCUAAAGUCCUUGAGCGGAGAGCCAGCUGCACGAGAUAUUGUCCAGUUCGUGCCUUUCAGACAGUUUCAAAAUGCUCCCCGUGAGGCACUUUCCCAGACAGUGUUGGCUGAAGUUCCUAAGCAACUGGUGUCCUACUUCAAGAAGACAGGCCUGGCUCCUGUGAAAUUACCUACAGAAAAGCAGGCACAAAGCAAAUGAUACCUUUUCAUUUAUAAGGAAAUGAAGAAUACUGCAUAUACAGCUGUCUAAUGAAUAGACCCUUUCCUUCUGGCAUGUAUUACCCUGCAUUCAAAAUAAUGUUUCUGUACUCUCUACAUAUAUUGGGCAUAUAAAGAUUGCAGACAAUAUAUAAGAAUAUUAGUGCUAUUGGUGGGUCUUACUGGGAAACUAGUGGAUAUCUCAAAUCAUUGAUUAUGGCCAAAUCUGUUUGCAUUCUGUGUACAUGCUGUGAAGCAUAGAAUUUCUCAGAAAAUCUUGUAUUUCAUUUUUUAAAUUCUGGCUAUGGCUUUAAGAAUCUGGUGGGACUUGCUACACUUGUUAUAUUGCCAAAUCACUAAUGCCUGUCCCUGCCAUGUUACCGGUUCACGACCUCCCUUAUUAACCUUUUAUUCAACUCAAGCCUUCACUGCAAUUUUUAAAGAAAAUGAUAAUCAGAAUCAGUUAUGUAAGUUUAUAUAUAACAAUGUUGAUAUUACAUUAUUCUUAGCACAAGGAUUUUUUGAGUGCUAAUCAUGAUCUCUUAAUUUAGGAGAUAUGUCAGUUAUUUAGACCACUAUAGAUUGCAAGAAAAGUAAUGGCCAGAUAUUCUUGCAAUUCACUAAAAAUUGUGAGUGAUUUCUUUACCCAGUCUGGAAUGUAUUGGAAAUCUAGCUGCUGUAAAGUUUUUCUAUUGAAUUGCUUCUAUAAAAUAUCAGUAGUUUAUUACUUAUGAUGUAUUGCUGGAUGUCUAAUUAGCAAGAGUAACCUUCCUGCAUUGAAAUGCACCAAAGCCUUUUUAUUGCCUUAACUUCUACAUGCCUUCAUAGCACGCCAAGGAGUUUAAAACAUUUCCUUUACCAAAAUAUAUAUAUAUAUAUAAUCUUCAGUUCUGAAAACUGAAUGCAAAUAAAUAAAAACAUUUCUUCAGUGGUGCUGUUUACAUUCAAAGGCCAUUUUGGUCAGUAUGUUUCAAGCUAUGGGUAGUGCACUGAUACACAAUGAAGAUCAUUGUGUGUUUCUCCCUCUAAUUUAGCAUCUGGAAGUAAUGGGGGAAAAUUGAAUGUCAUCUUAAUCAAUUGCUGCACAACCGAACCAGAAUAUCCUUUAUUGCAGUUUUUGCCAUCAUGUGAUUAGAGUUGUAGCAAGUGCCUGCUUUAUACUGUAUAACUCUAGCUGUAUUUUUGUAAAAUUCAUUCUAUGCUUCUUACUACUUCUGGGUAUAAAAGCACUUUAAAAUAUAGUAUAAACAUAGUAUAAAAUCUUUAUUGGAUUUAAGGAAAACAAUAUAUGGAGAACUUUAAUAUUUAAUAGUAUCAAAUACUCAUUUGGGUUAAACCUGGGCCAAAGAUCCUCCUCUUUUCAAAGUGCAAUUUAAUCCCAUACUGAGCUAUUUCUCAUUCAGCCAUUGAAUAUACCAGGUUGGGUAUUAUAGAUGUUUAAUUUAUGAUGCUGUUAUUUAUCAUUUCACACUCUGCAAAUCCUUUGAAAAAGGAAAAUUGCUUCCAGUAUAAUUUUGGGGUUAUUCCCAUUCAAGUAAUUUCUAAGGCCUGUUCUAAACAUGUACCAGAAUGAGGUGGUUGAAUGGACCAUAGCACCUCAGAUAUGUGAUAGCAUUUCAGCAGAUGGGGGAGUAUACAGCAAUUAUAAUGCUGCCUUGUAUUUCAAAACAAAAAGUUCUCCCUCAAAGCAAAAAAAAAAUAGCAGGGAUUUUAUUUUUAAAUUUGGGGAAGUAUCCAAAACGUAUAUGCACUCACAGUCUAAAGUAGUACAAUCCCUGCUACCACUCCAGGAUGCUGCUACCACAUUUUGCUGCAUGGACAAAUUAUACCCCAUCUCACUCCCAAAGAGUCUGUUCUGAAAGCAACUCUAACUUUCUAACUUUUCUUUUUUAAAAAAUGGCACUAUAUGCAGAAUGAAUUAAUCUGUAAUGUGAUUUUUUUCACCAGCAGUAUAAAAGGAAUGGGACAACCUAAUAGAAACUGCUCGCUGCUUUCUCUUCUAGCCUCUAUUAACCACUCAGGAUGAUUAUAUAAUGCGUAUAAGUAACCUUGUGCAGUAGGUCAUUCAUAUUUCCAUUUUUCAGAUAAUAACUUUCCUAAAGCUAAUUAAUGAUUUCAUGGCUGAAUGGGAACUUGCUGAAAUCAAGCAUGGGUCCUCCCUAGGUUGAGUAAAAGUUUUUGCCAUUCCUUGGGUAAGGUGCCCAUUCCUGGAUAGUUGUCCUGAUUUUUCUGCUGAUUUUUUUUUUUUUUACCCAUACCAGUUUUUACUAAACCUUUGGUACCUAGGGCACAUUUUUUUCCCUCUGGGAUGCCUCUGGGAUUGCUGUGGCAUGGAUCAUGUCAUCUUACAGCAUACUACUCUGCCCUGUCGUAUUGUUUGGGAAUUACUGGUCCAUACUAACAUAGUCCACCAUACAGAGAACUGCACAAUUAGCUUUCCAUAUACCUAGUAGGAUCAUAGAAUCAUAGAAUAGCAGAGUUGGAAGGGUCCUACAAGGCCAUCUAGUCCAACCCCCUGCUCAAUGCAGGAAUCCACCCUAAAGCAUCCCUGACAGAUGGUUGUCCAGCUGCCUCUUGAAUGCCUCUAGUGUGGGAGAGCCCACAACCUCACUAGGUAACUGAUUCCACCGUCGCACUGCUCUAACAGUCAGGAAGUUUUUCCUGAUUUGAGGUGUGCAUGUGUUUUAAGAUCAGCUCUGCACAUUACAUUGUAAACCACUUUUUGAAAAUUGAGGGAUUUAAAGUCAGUUUUGUAAUAUGCAGUGUUGGGGACUGGUGUUUAUUUAUUUACAAUGUCUAUGUACCACUUUCUAUCUGAGGUUGAGCCUCGCUGAAGCAUGCACAAGCCCUUCCGCACAAACAUAGGAAGCUGUUUUGUACCAAGUCAGACUAUUUCCCCAUGUACUUGUGUUUUGCAUCCGUUCUCUGGGGUCUUGGGCAAAGGCCUUGUCCAGCAUCUGCUACCUGACUGUAUUCACUAGAGAUGCCAGCCCCUCUGUACACAUAUGGGUGCUCCACCCCAAGCCAUGCCCCUUUCCCUGCUCCUUCCCCAUGCUUCUCUGGCUUUCAACCACAAUCAGAGUUGUGACAGUCUAGAGGUUUGUUUUAUUAAUUGUCUAACUCAGUUCAGGUGACCUUACUGGCAGUGCCACAGAAAGGCCAUGAUUUUGGAAAUAUGCUUAAACAAUUUGAAAUGAAAGCCCAGUUCUUUGGGGUGGGGGGUGUAUGAAAGAGUUUACCAAGCAAGCCAAGCCAUUUUGGAAAAUAUUACAUACUUCGGAAAGUGUUAUAUUGAUCUUCUAUUGCACCACUUUAUCUGGUUGAUUAAUAGAAAAGCUGUUCUUCAUGUAAGAAUUCUUCUGUUACGUAUCACAAAUUGUAAUAAAUCUCUUUAUUAAACUUCAGAUAA
Molecule: messenger RNA, 7884 nt
Organism: Elgaria multicarinata webbii
Lineage: Eukaryota; Metazoa; Chordata; Lepidosauria; Squamata; Anguidae
Product: RNA-binding protein 12-like
Exons: 18
Coding region: 229-4476 (1415 amino acids)
Biological process (GO): positive regulation of tumor necrosis factor-mediated signaling pathway; cellular response to calcium ion; regulation of canonical NF-kappaB signal transduction
Cellular component (GO): plasma membrane
Molecular function (GO): RNA binding; calcium-dependent phospholipid binding
Source: RefSeq, a predicted model, not a curated record